This is a messenger RNA of Anastrepha obliqua, 1999 nucleotides long. RefSeq names its product sialin (gene MFS3). NCBI's taxonomy places the organism in Eukaryota, Metazoa, Arthropoda, Insecta, Diptera, Tephritidae. Gene Ontology annotation, molecular function: transmembrane transporter activity. The record is from RefSeq and is a predicted model, not a curated record. Gene Ontology annotation, biological process: transmembrane transport; monoatomic anion transport. The transcript has 5 exons. Bases 258 to 1778 code for a protein of 506 amino acids.
GCCACAGAGAGAUCGCUCAGUUAGUGUACAGCAGUCGCGCGCGUAGCUCUUGUUUGCCGCUAUUGAUGCGAGCAGGAACGCGAAGUCAAAGUUUCACUAUUGGUGGUUGCUUGAGGGCUGUGAAAUAAAUACAAAUUUUGUGUAAAAGUAAAAAUAACGUUAAAUAAUUUAAAUACGCUUCGCUUUGAAAAGUGUUCAGUAAAAAGUGGAUGAUAGAAUUAAAAAAAACUCUUAAGAAUUAAAAAACGCAAUAACAAAUGGCCAACGAGAUUCCUGCUAGCGGCAGUAUUUUAGGCAAAUGCCUUCCUGCGCGUUACAUACUGGCAAUACUCGGCUCUUGUGGUAUGGCUAUAAUUUAUGGCCUGAAGGUAAACCUCAGCGUUGCAAUGGUGGCUAUGUUGAAUCACACGGCCAUAGCGGCAGGACAUAACCUUACUCAUGCAAUUCAUAAUUCGAGUGAGAUCGCCCAAGCGCAAGAAGAAGUGUGCAUAAAUCCAAACGCCAGAAAUGGAACAGCACAAGAGGAUGGGCCCUUUGUAUGGAGUGAAGGAGUGCAAGGAACUUUGCUGAGCUGCUACUUUUGGGGCUAUUUGGUCUCUCAACUACCGAGCGCACGCGUAGCCGAAAAAUUUUCUGCCAAAUGGGUAAUGUUCGUUUCAGUGGGUAUUAAUGUGAUUGCCACCUUGCUGACCCCUGUGUUGACGAAAACACAUUAUGCCGGUUUAAUUGUAAUGCGAGUAUUGGAAGGCAUAGGUGGCGGCGCCACUUUUCCCGCUAUGCACUGCAUGAUCGCUGCUUGGGCACCACCCAAUGAACGGUCUGUCAUGUCGACAAUUAUUUAUGUGGGAACUUCCUUUGGAACAGCAAUUUCUAUACUCUUGGCUGGUGUUUUAUCUGCAAAAUGGGGCUGGGAAUCUGUCUUCUACUGGAUGGGUUGUCUAAGUGCAAUCUGGAUGAUUUUGUGGCUGUUCCUCAUACAAGACAAUCCAAACAAACAGCGAUUUAUCAGCCCAGAGGAGAGACAAAUGAUAACCUCACAGUUGGGAACCGAUAAUACUAAAGAACAAGAGGAACAUCCACCAGUUCCGUGGAAAAAAGUAUGGACUUCUGUACCAUUCUGGGCCAUUUUAAUUGCUCAUUGCUGCAGUAACUGGGGUUGGUACAUGUUCCUGAUCGAAAUCCCGUUCUAUAUGAAACAAGUUUUGAAAUUCGAUGUAUCAACCAAUGCCCAGUUCAGCGCAUUGCCCUACUUCCCAAUGCUGGUUUUGAGUAUUUUAUUGGGUAAAACUCUGGAUACACUCAGAGCCAAAGGAAAAAUUACCACUACUACCGCACGUAAGACGGCUACCACCAUCUGUACAAUCAUACCUGGCAUUUGUCUUCUAGCCCUGUGCAAUAUCGGCUGUAAGCAAACAGCUGCAGUAGUCAUCAUGACAAUCGGCAUUAUCGGCAUGGGCGGCAUGUUUUCUGGAUUCCUCUCUAAUCACAUUGACAUUGCGCCAAACUACGCUGGCACACUGGUCGCAAUUACCAACUCUGCAGCAACUAUUCCGGGCAUCAUAGUUCCAAUAUUUGUCGGCUAUGUGACAACAAACAACCAAACUAUUGGAGCCUGGCGUAUAAUUUUCUAUGUAACAAUUGUCCUUUUCGCUAUCGAAUUCUUGGUAUUUGUCAUAUUUGGAUCGGGCGAGGAGCAAUCAUGGCAUAAGGUGGAGAAAAAAGAAGGAAAAGACGAAUCAACCCCAUUGAAGGCUCAGCCAGCAAAGGACAAUGUGUAAAGUCAUGAAGCGCUUCGCAGGAAUAUAUGAGAUUUUAAGUUAAUUUAGCUAUUGUUUAAUUUUACCAUACAUUUACUAAGACGUAGCUGUACAUACAUCAUACAUUAAUGCAAGAAGUUGCUUUCAUUUAAUACCAAUUUAAAGUUAAGUACAGUAAAUAAUAUGUAUUAAAUUACUCAAAGAACUAUUUGUUAUAAAUAAAUGUACCGAAUGAGCAAGAA